AUGGUUCCCGAACAAGCUCGUCUCCGCAUUGUGAUUGUCGGCGCUGGCCUCAGUGGCAUAGCUACUGCCGUCUCCGCCGCGCUAUCAGGACACUCCGUUGAAGUCAUCGAGCAGGCGAAGGAGCUUGCCGAGGUCGGCGCUGGUCUUCAAAUCACCCCAAACGCAUCCCUGCUACUCAAGUACUGGAAACUUCCUCAGUCACUGUGGGACGCAGCUGCAGAGCCGACCAAGCUCACGGUGCACCGGUACUCGGGCGAAGUUCUGGCACACGAGGAAAACUUCGACAAGAAUAUUCGCGCCAAGUACAAUGCGCCCUUUGUUGAUUUGCACCGCGUAGAUCUCCAGCAGGCGCUUUUUGCUCGGGCUCAAGACCUCGGCGUGACAUUCCAUAUGAGCCAGAAGGUCGAUCGCGUUGAUUUUGAUGCCACCACCGUGCACACUCUUGCUGGAAAAAAGUACACGGGUGAUCUGAUCAUCGCCGCUGAUGGGUUGUGGUCUCGGUGUCGAGAGGCUUUUGUGGGGAAGAAGGAUGAGCCCAUUCCUACUGGUGACUUGGCCUAUCGUAUUGUGCUGAGCACAGAUCAAAUCUCCGAUCCUGAUCUCAGGGCGCUGGUCGAGAAUCCCGAGGUGCAUUUCUGGGCAGGUCCUGGUGCUCAUGCGGUUGCUUAUUCGCUUCGCGGUGGAAAGAUGUUCAAUAUCGUUCUCUUGGUGCCAGAUAAUCUGCCCGCAGGAGUUUCAAGGCAGGCUGGGUCUGUUGAGGAGAUGCGUGAGCUCUUUGUUGGGUGGGAUCCGAUCUUGAACCGGUUUCUAAACUAUGUGACCACCGUAGACAAGUGGAAGUUGAUGCAUCAUGGUGAAAUGGAGCGCUGGGUCAACGAUACUUCGAAUCUUGUAUUCAUUGGAGACGCUUGCCACCCAAUGCUUCCAUACCUGGCUCAAGGUGCCAACUCGUCUCUCGAGGAUGGCGCCGUGUUGGGGCUGCUCCUGGGGCAUAUGACCGACAAAACACAGCUACCUCGCAUUCUCCGAUUGUAUGAGAGUAUGCGCAAGUCCAGAGGAGAAGCAAUUGUUCGGGAGACCUUCAAGCAGCGGCACGACUUCCACAUGCAUAACGGCGAAGAGCAAGAGAAACGUGACCAGGUCUUCCUCUCUCAACUCGGAAAAGAGAUCAAGGGCGCGUUCCCCAGUCGAUGGACAUGUCCCGAGGUACAGCCUUGGCUGUAUGGAUACGAUGCAAUCAAGGAAGUCGAGACUGCGGUUACGCAAAACCCAGAGCUGUUUUCGAAGUCCGAAUCAUGGGGCUGUCAGAUUUUGUAA
Molecule: messenger RNA, 1317 nt
Organism: Penicillium soppii
Lineage: Eukaryota; Fungi; Ascomycota; Eurotiomycetes; Eurotiales; Aspergillaceae
Product: putative monooxygenase
Exons: 5
Coding region: 1-1317 (438 amino acids)
Biological process (GO): secondary metabolite biosynthetic process
Molecular function (GO): monooxygenase activity; FAD binding
Source: RefSeq, a predicted model, not a curated record